AUGAUCACCACCGCAGUCUUCCUGGGUUUGCUUGUAUCCGGGAACGCACACCGCAGCCAGCAACGCAUGUUCGGAACCAGCGGCCGAACUAUCGGUGGCCGAGCCACGAGGAGUUCGACGGCGUUCUUCUGCCAAAGACCGCGAUGCCACCGCGGUAUCUACCCCGCUACCUGGGGAAAGGUAACCCCCCCCUCCGGCAGGAACUACAGGCUCCAGGAUUGCAGGCGCGUGUGUUUGGCGGCUCCACGCCCCUCGGAGGAAUGGGGGAAGGAAAAUGGGGCUGGAGCAGCAGCGAAGCGUCUUGGACAAGAAAUAGCGCAGGUGCUACGAACUACGGGGACGCGAUUGAUUCUGCACUUCGACCUGAACAAGACUCUGAUCAUGGUUGACCCAGCCGGUCGGAAGACCCAAUCCCAGGUCCUCAACAGCGUGCUCGCGGAUAUAUGCUGGGGGCACGUGGAACAUUCCGGCGCAAAGGAAACGUCGGUAUGGACAUGGAAUGGGAGUUUCUCCUCCCCUAUCCGCAAGGCCCCCCCCUCCACAGAGCCUAGUCUGAGGAGAACGCCAUCUGGGCCGCGUGGCCUUCAGCCACAGAACCACCAGGAGACCGCCCCAGUAGCUCUCGUGUCGUACUCGGACUUUUUGCACCAAGAGUUCGGAGACGCGGAGGGAAAGGACAAUCGGCGGAUGAAGGAUAUCAGGGACGAGAGGAAGGGGUGUUUUACAGAGGAUGGUCAGCCUGGCGUUGGCCUACGGGCGGAGUAUCUGAAGCUCGAGAAGGCGCUGGCGCUACCGGAGGCCGUGGCGAAGAGUCCACUUGCGAAGGGGGCGGGAUUGGCGGGGAGAGAGAGUCUCUACAUUCUCCCGUCAUUUUUCCGGUGCCUUCUAGCCCUCAAGGAGGCAAACGCGGACUUCGGCGUGGUGUUCCGAACCUUCGGUGACGACAUUGCGGAGGUCUCCAGAGAGUACAACGCGUUCUGCGAGGGGGAGCAUCCCCUGUUCCCUGGGGCAAAAAUGGACGGCAGUGACGGGCGCGGAGACUACCGCGUUCACUUAACGGACCAGGCCGAAGGCAGCCAUGGCCACAACACGGUCGGAGCCUUCUUCCGAGAUGAGGAAGGGCUAGCCCUCGUCAUGGGCACUCUUGACAAUCCUCAGGACCGACACCAGCUCAGGUCGAUCGAGAGUAAGGGCCAUCCCGUCUACCGGUCAGUCGCGGACGCCCACGACGCCAUCUGCGAACGGGUUGUGAGCGCCCCGCUCCCACCGGCAGGCUCCGUGGCACCAAAGCCCGCCGCCGCCACCACCACCGCCGCCGCUCCCCCGCCUAGCUGCGGCGAGUCGACCAAUGGGAUCGCCGGGAGUGGUGAGAGAAACAAUCACGGGCGGUGCCUGGCCCUGCGAGACUUCUACCCGUUCUGGCGGAAGAACCUGGAGUCCGCCGAGGCGGGGAAGGUUCUUCCGGUCGACCUGUCCGACAGUCCGAAGGUGUGGCCGGUCAUGUUCGACGACAACAUCGGGCACUGGCGUCCUGACGGCAGCGGCAGCGGUGCCCACAUCGUUGACGUCAGGGACAUGGUGACGGGACGGCCUGUACCUUUCGACACGGCUCUCGAGCGACAUAUCGUACGGGCAGAACCGUUUCUGGCGAUCGACCAGGACGACGUUGCUGUCCGUGCUGCUGCUGCUGAUGCGUCCAACCAUAAUGUUUUCUUGGUGCAGAUUUUGAAGCGAUUAGCACCAGAGAGGGCGGGGCUGUACACGAGUGCCUGUGAUGGGUUUUCUUCGAAAUUGUAG
Molecule: messenger RNA, 1797 nt
Organism: Ectocarpus siliculosus
Lineage: Eukaryota; Phaeophyceae; Ectocarpales; Ectocarpaceae
Source: the annotation of a GenBank genome assembly